AUGGCGAGCAGGAGAUUCCGCGAGCUCCUAAAGAAAUACGGGAAGGUGGCCUUCGACGUCUACUUCUUAGUCUCUGCGGCUUCUAUCAUAGGACUUUAUGUCGUCAUCAAGAACAACGUCGACGUCGAAUCCCUGCUCGAGAAAUUGCACAUGGGUGGUGUCGGCUCAUCCACCAAGGAUCACGCUCCCCCUGAAUCUUCUUCUUUUUCUUCCGAUGGGUUUGUGGUCGAAAAUGAGAGACCAACUUCAGAGUUUCAAUCGACGAUGGUUAUGGAAGAGAAGAAGUGGAAUCAAGUGGCCGAGCUCACUUCAUUGAUCGGUGGGGCCCUGUCUCUGGCUGUACUCUGUAACAAGGCUUUGUUUCCAAUUCGGGUUCCCAUUACCUGCUUCCAAUCUUGGGUCGAGUUAGCCCAUAUAGGGUUGGUUUGUUUUUAA
Juglans microcarpa x Juglans regia is the source of this 435-nucleotide messenger RNA. RefSeq lists its product as uncharacterized. Gene Ontology annotation, cellular component: mitochondrion. The transcript has a single exon. Bases 1 to 435 code for a protein of 144 amino acids. Lineage: Eukaryota; Viridiplantae; Streptophyta; Magnoliopsida; Fagales; Juglandaceae. The record is from RefSeq and is a predicted model, not a curated record.